Cyprinus carpio (common carp) is the source of this 5237-nucleotide messenger RNA. RefSeq names its product glutamate receptor, ionotropic, N-methyl D-aspartate 1a (gene grin1a). Gene Ontology annotation, molecular function: NMDA glutamate receptor activity. The record is from RefSeq and is a predicted model, not a curated record. Gene Ontology annotation, cellular component: neuron projection; synapse; plasma membrane. Gene Ontology annotation, biological process: ionotropic glutamate receptor signaling pathway; monoatomic ion transport; regulation of membrane potential. The transcript is spliced from 23 exons. NCBI's taxonomy places the organism in Eukaryota, Metazoa, Chordata, Actinopteri, Cypriniformes, Cyprinidae. The coding region runs from base 407 to 3319 and encodes 970 amino acids.
GGCGCGCGUAAAAGAGCGCGCACAGCUGUCAGCACCAAGGACAGCGCUCCACCGCAGAACAACAGCCGAAGCGCAGAGACGCAUCACUGAUUUCUGCUGCCAGCUUUCGUGUAAUAUGCGACUUCCUUGCUCUGCCUGUCUGCAGCCUGAUUUACCACAGGGAAUUAAGAGAAAGGCUGCACUGAAUGCCGCUUCUCUCAGACGCCAUCGCCUAAUUGAACCGGGCACCAUGAACAUAUCGCCGCAGUGUGUGUGAAUUUCGUACCUGGGAUUUUUUUAGUCUAAAACUGCCACACUGGACAUUGCUCUCAUUUUUAACAAGCGAACAGCUCAAACAAGAGCCUCCGGCAGCACUAAGAAGGAAGGACACUGGGACUCUCCGUGCGCUCUUCUGGCCCUCCACACGAUGCGUCUGCUUCUGCUGGCCGCGUUAUUCUCCUGCUCCUGCGUGCGGGGAGGCUGCGAGCCCAAGAUUGUGAACAUCGGGGCCGUCCUGAGCCAGAAGAGAUACGAGCAGGUGUUCAAGGAUGCGGUCAGUCAGGCGAACCAGGUGUACGGAAGGGAUAAAUUCAAGUUGACCGCCAUCUCUGUCACUCACAAAGCUAAUGCGAUUCAGAUGGCGCUGUCUGUGUGUGAGGAUCUCAUUUCCAGUCAGGUGUAUGCCAUCCUGGUGAGCCAUCCACCACAGUCCAAUGACCACCUGACGCCCACUCCGGUCUCCUACACCGCAGGGUUUUACCGAAUACCUGUAGUAGGGCUUACCACCAGGAUGUCCAUUUACUCAGACAAGAGCAUCCAUCUCUCAUUCCUCCGCACAGUGCCACCCUAUUCCCACCAGGCACAUGUGUGGUUUGACAUGAUGCGGGAAUUCCGCUGGAAUCACAUCAUUCUAAUCGUCAGCGACGACCAUGAAGGCAGAGCGGCACAGAAAAGACUUGAAACUCUUCUGGAAGAGAGAGAGACCAAGAAUAAAAAAAGGAACUAUGAAAACCAAGACCAACUGUCCUAUGACAACAAGAGAGGACCUAAGGCCGAGAAAGUGCUUCAAUUCAACCAAGAGACUAACUUAACUGCCCUGCUUCUGGAGGCCAAAGAGCUGGAGGCCCGAGUGAUCAUUCUCUCUGCCAGCGAGGAAGAUGCAGCCGCCGUGUACAAAACAGCACGCUUCCUCAACAUGACAGGCUCAGGCUAUGUAUGGCUGGUCGGGGAGCGUGAGAUGUCCGGUAAAGCUUUGAGCGAGGCCCCUGACGGGCUGAUUGGCCUCCAGCUCAUCAAUGGCAAGAAUGAAUCGGCACACAUCAGUGAUGCCGUUGCUGUCGUAGCCCAGUCCAUCCAAGAGCUCUUUGAGAAAGAGAACAUCACAGAACCUCCAAGGGGCUGCGUGGGCAAUACCAACAUCUGGAAGACCGGGCCACUUUUUAAAAGGGUACUGAUGUCUUCCAAGUACCCAGAGGGCCUAACAGGACGCGUUGAGUUCAAUGAUGACGGUGACAGAAAAUAUGCUCAUUACAGCAUUCUCAACUACCAGAAGACCAGACUGUUUCAAGUCGGCAUUUACAAUGGAACACAUGUGGUGAUGAAUAAACAGAAGAAGAUUAUUUGGCCUGGAGGUGAAACAGAAAGACCGAGAGGAUUCCAAAUGUCUACUCGAUUAAAGAUAGUGACCAUUCAUCAGGAACCCUUUGUGUAUGUGAAGCCAACUACGCUGGAUGGGACCUGCAAGGAAGAAUACACACCUAAUGGUGUCUUAAUUAAAAAGGUGAUCUGCACUGGACCAAAUGAGACCAUCCCAGGUAACACAUCAGGACGCCCAAUUGUUCCCCAGUGUUGCUACGGAUUUUGCGUUGACCUUCUGAUCAAAUUGGCAAUGACCAUGAACUUCACCUAUGAAGUACACUUGGUGGCAGAUGGGAAAUUCGGAACACAAGAAAGGGUAAAUAACAGUAACAAGAAGGAAUGGAAUGGUAUGAUGGGCGAGCUCCUGGGUGGCCUUGCUGAUAUGAUCGUUGCACCCUUGACGAUCAACAAUGAACGAGCCCAGUACAUUGAAUUUUCCAAGCCUUUCAAAUACCAGGGACUGACUAUCCUUGUUAAAAAGGAAAUUCCUCGCAGUACACUGGACUCAUUCAUGCAGCCAUUCCAGAGCACUCUGUGGCUACUGGUGGGUCUAUCGGUGCAUGUGGUGGCGGUGAUGCUUUACCUACUAGACCGGUUCAGCCCUUUUGGAAGGUUUAAAGUAAACAGUGAAGAAGAAGAGGAGGAUGCCCUCACCUUAUCUUCAGCUAUGUGGUUUUCCUGGGGUGUCUUGUUGAACUCUGGAAUUGGAGAAGGUGCCCCACGUAGUUUUUCAGCAAGAAUCUUGGGAAUGGUGUGGGCUGGCUUUGCUAUGAUUAUAGUAGCAUCCUAUACUGCCAAUCUGGCUGCCUUCCUGGUGUUGGACCGGCCUGAGGAGCGCAUCACCGGCAUCAAUGACCCAAGGCUAAGGAACCCAUCAGACAAGUUCAUCUAUGCCACAGUGAAGCAAAGUUCGGUGGAUAUUUACUUCCGGCGACAAGUUGAGCUGAGCACCAUGUACCGCCACAUGGAGAAGCACAACUACGAAAGCGCCGCUGAAGCCAUCCAGGCUGUUCGGGACAACAAGCUGCAUGCUUUCAUCUGGGACUCUGCGGUGCUGGAGUUUGAAGCCUCGCAGAAGUGUGACCUGGUGACCACGGGAGAGCUGUUUUUCCGUUCUGGCUUUGGCAUAGGCAUGCGCAAGGACAGCCCCUGGAAACAGAAUGUGUCCCUGGCUAUUCUCAGUUCCCAUGAGAAUGGCUUCAUGGAGGACCUAGAUAAAACCUGGGUGAGAUACCAGGAGUGUGACUCAAGGAGCAAUGCCCCAGCCACACUCACCUUUGAGAAUAUGGCAGGUGUCUUCAUGCUAGUUGCUGGUGGCAUUGCAGCUGGGAUCUUCCUCAUUUUCAUCGAGAUUGCAUAUAAGCGCCAUAAAGACGCCCGCAGGAAGCAGAUGCAGCUAGCCUUUGCGGCCGUCAAUGUUUGGAGGAAGAACCUACAGGACAAUAAAGAGAGCUCAGGGAGUCAAGCUGUGGGUGCGGCUGGGACUCCAUCUUUACCCUCUUCCUCUGUAGAGACUCAGGAUGAUAGAAAAAGUGGUAGAGCAGACAGCGACCCAAAAAAGAAACCCUCUUUUAGGUCCAUCAGUACCACCCUGGCCUCCAGCAUCAAGAGACGUAGGUCCUCCAAAGACACGCAAUUCCCACCCACAGACAUUACGGGCCAACUCAACUUGUCCGACCCGUCUGUCAGCACGGUGGUGUGAGGCAGAGAGAGAGGGAGAGUUUAACAUAAAAACAUGCUCAUUCUUUAGAGACAAACAAGAUGGAACUAGAGGGGAGCACUGUAGUACUGCUCCUCUACGUUUUGCACAAUGGAUCCAUCAUGGACGAGAACUACUGAGCCACUUCACCUUUAUGAAGAGCCAAUGGGACCUGUUGGGAUUUGAUGAUGAACGGCAAGGGAUGGCAUGACACUGCAAUGCACUGGAGCACUGCGAACACACAGACCAUAUAAACAUAUACACCAUCACAUCUUGAUGCUAAAAUCAGUAUACUAUCAUUCCAUCCACCAGUACUUCUUCUGUAUAAAUUCUUUAUCAUUAUGUAGAAAUAUUUCUUAUUAGUAUUAGUGCUUAUUCUUAUGUUGAUUAAGUGGUUUAAGUAUUGUAAAGUAUAAUUUAGAACAAAGAACAAAACAUUUCAUGUCGCAAGGCCGAUUCUACGGCCAUUAUUAAGAGAAAUAACUAGUUGUAGUAUGUAUGAAAUUAAUUCUAUUAAUCAUUUACAUAUUAUAUUUAUCUUCUUUACAUUUUUAUUGUUUUAUUUGCUUUCUGUUCAUUGUUUUUCAUUCUUUGUCUAUAUAAUAUAUAAAGCAAAAUAUCAGCCAGUCAAGCACAUGAUCUGUGCUGUUUCAUAUGUCAUUGUCUUUUAUAUUCUAACAUCCCUUUGCAUGUAAUACGCAUGCAAAUUUUUCCCUAAAGGAUUAUGGACAAGAAAAAUAUACAGCCCCCCCUCCCCCACCUCCAUUUAUCACAGAAAAUGUAUUCAAUUUUAGAUUUAAGAUGUGGCUUAUUGCACAUCAGUUAAUUGCAAACUCUCCUUCGAACUCAACAGUUCUUCAUUUUUAAAUGCAGCCGUUCUCAACUUCAGUCUGAAGGGUGCAUCAAGGGGCCGAGUUUUUUCAUCCAACUACCACUUGGCAUCUCAUGCAAAAUCAUCUCUCUGUGUCAUCAACACAGACGACCUCAGAGAUCUUUUACAUGAGAAAACCCCAAGUGUGCCCAUUUAUUUUCAACGCUGGUGCUGUAGUUUCGUAUACACCUAUUAGUUAGAUGGCAAAACUGGCCCGUUCCCAAGUUCUGGGGUUGAGAAACAUCAACAAAAGCUGUACAAAUAAGGACUGCUUACUGUAAAUGUUCACUUAAUGCUAUUUAUAUGACCCAUGGAAACUCCCCUAUAAGAGAGAUCAUCUACCUAGCACUUUAAUGUGAAUCUGUUGGAAGCUAUACGCAUAUGGAAAUUAUGCAAUUUGCCAAAUGUUGAUUGUAAUACUCUUACUUGAUAUGAAAAUGCACAUUUGAGAAUGCGAAAUCUGUUAUAUGUAACUGUCAGCUGUUUGAAUUUAACAAAACACUCCUUUUCUAGUUUUCAUAUAUCAAGAGAUUUGGAUUUGUUUCUGAUAUAUCAGAGUUAAACUGUGUCAAAUUAGUGCAUAUCGCAUAUAUCUUCUGUUUACUAUUAGCUUACACUAGUUUUUAGUCUUUUCAAACUGACAGGUGUAUGUACAGUAUGUUUUUCUCAUUGCUUGGGUCAAUGAAUGUGGUUUGUACUUCAGAAGAAUGAUGUAUUAUAUCUGAUUUCAGGGCAUGUGAACACUGAAUACAGUUUAUGUUGCCUGGACUGCUAGAUUGCAGAUGAUUUUAUGAAAAUGAUGAAAAAGGGGAGUGUUUUUAUGAGAAACUGUCACACUGUAAAUGACACACAAACACAAUCAGAUAAAUUACAUCACAUACAGUAACACACAUAUCUUGAGCAUAAGUCUUAGUUUAAUAAGUGCUACAUCAUGUUUCAGUUAAUUUUAGAUACUUCGUCAAUGCAUUUUGACAUGCAUUUUGACAAAAUAUAUAGAAAUAACAUUUCUGUUUGCCAAUAAAUUUGUGCCAUGUCAGUUGCAGACCACAA